AUGACUUGUAAGAUGCUGCAGUUUACUCACUACGGGUCAAACCACGAGGCGGCAGCUGAUCGCAGCGCUUACGACAGCCAAGUGAAACGGGCUUACACGGAGAAGCGUCAAAAGAAGUAUAUGCCUUUAAAACCCAUCAAAGGAUCGUCAUGCUUCUCCGUGAAAGUCUUGGUUCUCAGCAGUUGGCACGAUCGGAAUUUGCGUAUAUAUGUGCGACACAUUCUAGCUGAUCAAGACUCCAUCCCCCAUCAACUUUCAUGUCUCACUUCUUCAAUCCCGCCGAUCCACCCUCAACAACCAGUUACGCCACAUCUCAUAUCGAUACUACUCAGGAUGCCCUCAGACAUUUCCGACGAGCAGAACCAGCAUCGAAGCAAGUUUACCCUAGACGAGCUCGUAUCUUCUGCUGCCGAACUACUUAACACCAUGGUCGAUCGUUCGGUCCAGACUGGAACUUUCUCUCCGAGCGAGGACGUGUCCUAUGCAGAGUCUGUAAGGAGGUGGGAAGCUUUGGAGGAGUCAUUGGACGAGGUUUGCGCGGGAUACCGCUCAGGCGAGGAACCGCAAGAAUUAGUUGAUUGUUUCGACAGUGGUCAAAUUGCCAAAAUCAUGGAAGCAUACAGGACCAAUAGAGACUGUGAUCCUGAUCCUGAGCGGGAUGUAAGAAUCCAGGAGGUCUUCGAAUAUCAUGAGGCAGCCAUCUCAGGAAAGGGUAAUCCUUCCCGACUAUCCUCCAACCAACUGGUACGACUGAACAAAGCAUUUCAGGCAGCUUAUCCCACUCACACUGGUCUGUCCGGAAAGGCCUACGGUGAUGUGACCGCAUGGAUCCUCCGAAACGAGACCACCACUGCGAAGCCCAAAGCUCCCACACAAGAGCCUACGUUGGCUCCGGGAGGAGGCUCACCUGCAGCCUGA
Molecule: messenger RNA, 918 nt
Organism: Filobasidium floriforme
Lineage: Eukaryota; Fungi; Basidiomycota; Tremellomycetes; Filobasidiales; Filobasidiaceae
Exons: 3
Coding region: 1-918 (305 amino acids)
Source: RefSeq, a predicted model, not a curated record